ACUCCCUGUCAACGUUGGCAUCUCACACCUUUUGCUCGUGAAAUAUCUUUCUACAUUUCUCCAGCUCAUCAACGAAUCGAUUUUCCAAGCCCAAGAAAAUGGUCUGGAUUACAGUCGACGAUAAGAUGGCAACAGAACAGGGUGCAAGAGCUCAAACCGAGCAAAGUCACCUGGACCACAUGUGCGCCCUGGACAUUGGCUCUCGUGCGGCUUUCUACCGUCUCUCAGGCAUAAUCUGCACCAUUGGUCCAGCCUCUAGGUCCGUGGAGAUGCUGGAGAAGAUGAUAGAGACCGGUAUGAACAUCGCGAGGAUGAAUUUUUCCCAUGGAUCUCACGAGUACCACGCGGAGACAAUUGCCAAUGUCCGACAGGCUCAGAAAAAUCUCUCGGAGAGGAACAAGGUGAAUGUCCCAGUGGCAAUAGCCCUCGAUACCAAGGGCCCGGAGAUUCGUACUGGCCUCCUGGAAGGCGGUGGAUCAGCUGAGGUUGAGCUCGUUAAGGGGCAGACCUUCAAACUCUCCACGGACAAGGCGUACUCGGAGAAGGGUAAUGCAGACACUGUCUGGGUCGAUUACGAUAACAUCUCGAAGGUGCUGAAGGUGGGGAAUCGAGUCUUCGUGGAUGAUGGACUCAUAUCUCUCAUCGUAACUGCAGUUGCCGCCAACCAGAUCACAACAUCUGUGGAGAAUGGGGGAACACUGGGCUCCAGGAAGGGUGUGAAUCUCCCAGGAGUUCCUGUUGAUCUGCCAGCAGUCUCUGAGAAAGACAAGUCUGAUCUUCAAUUCGGUGUUGAUCAGGAAGUGGAUAUGAUUUUCGCGUCGUUCAUCAGGAAUGCAGCUGCCCUGUCUGAGAUACGUGGAAUUCUCGGGGAGAAGGGAAAGAAUAUAAAAAUCAUAUCGAAGAUUGAGAAUCAACAGGGGAUGACGAAUCUCGAUGAGAUUAUUGAGGCAUCAGAUGGAAUUAUGGUGGCACGUGGUGAUCUUGGCAUUGAAAUUCCACCUGAGAAAGUGUUCCUUGCCCAGAAGUGCAUGAUAUCCCGUUGCAAUAAAGUUGGAAAGCCAGUUAUCUGCGCCACUCAGAUGCUGGAGUCCAUGGUGAAGAAGCCAAGAGCCACCAGGGCUGAGUCAUCUGACGUUGCCAAUGCCAUUCUCGAUGGGGCUGACUGCGUUAUGCUAUCCGGAGAAACUGCCAAAGGGGAUUAUCCCCUCGAGUGUGUUCGCACAAUGGCCAAUAUAUGCAAGGAGGCUGAAGCUGCAAUUUGGCACAGACAGCUCUUCAAUGAUCUCGAGAGCAAAGCUAUUCCUCCAAUCGAUGCAACUCAUGCAGUUGCCAUUGCUGCUGUCGAGGCAUCCUCUAAGUGCUGUGCAACAGCUAUUGUUGUCAUCACCACUUCAGGAAGAUCUGCUCAUCUCAUAUCCAAGUAUAGGCCACGGUGUCCUAUUAUCGCUGUUACCCGGUUCCAUCAGGUCGCCAGACAGGCACAUCUCUAUCGAGGAAUUCUACCUCUUCAUUAUACCGAGCCACCAGUUACUGAUUGGCUGAAGGACGUCGACUUGCGUGUCCAGUAUGGACUGAAUUUUGGCAAAAAUCGUGGAUUCUUGAAGACCGGUGACACUGUCGUGGUGGUUACUGGAUGGAAGCAGGGUUCUGGCUUCACAAAUACCCUUCGCGUUGUGACCGUCGACUAAGAUCGAUUAGGCUGGCUGGAUCAAUGUUGAGGACGUAUUAGAAAGCUGAAGGAGUAAUCCAGAGUCUACACAGUGAAUACUCUACAUUUAACAUAUUAAAGAGAUCAAAUUAUAAUAUUACGUUCCAAGAGCCCAUAGGCGCUUCAAGGAUCUUUCAAACUGGUUUAACAUUAGGUUCAGUAUUAUGUCACUGCUCUAGAGCUUACCAGUGAUGAUAAGAGAAUAUACAUUCAGAUCUGUAAAUGAUUGUUGGUGAGAUUAUCAUUAAAUAAAUUAUUGAAUCACAGGAGAAAA
Molecule: messenger RNA, 1982 nt
Organism: Fopius arisanus
Lineage: Eukaryota; Metazoa; Arthropoda; Insecta; Hymenoptera; Braconidae
Product: pyruvate kinase
Exons: 5
Coding region: 99-1688 (529 amino acids)
Biological process (GO): glycolytic process
Cellular component (GO): cytoplasm
Molecular function (GO): potassium ion binding; pyruvate kinase activity; magnesium ion binding
Source: RefSeq, a predicted model, not a curated record